AUGUCCGACGCGAACGAACUCAUGGUGCAAGCUGCGGCGAUUGGCGUCGAUGGUCUUCUCAACUUCAACGGCGCAACGAGUAUUUCGGGACACGGCUGGCUGAACAACCUCAACAAGCUCGAACAGCUCCACGAGCUCCGUAUGAUGGCGUUGGGUAAUGCGAAGAUGCUCUACGGCUCUGAGAAGUUCAAGUACUACGACGUCGUCAUUGUGUGUAGUGAGCCGGACGCCAGGUUUGCCGCGCUCCUUGUCUGCAGCUUCAAUGACGCCACCAAGAUCCUUCGCAAGGAAGUGGCUACGUGCCCGAUUGCUGCUGCACGCGCCAUCGUACAUGGUCUGCACACGGACAGUGGUCUUCUGUUGAGCAAGUACAACGUCGGUGAUCAACUGUUUGGCCAGCAAGGCGGCACUCCUCAUGGUGGCGAGUUCGGACUCUACGACUGGAAGCGUGCGAUCAACGACCCAACCCAGGACCAAGACGAUACCUCGACUCUGGUCCGCGGUGGUCUGGCAGCAGCGCCCAUGGGUCCGCGAGCUGAGAGGCGACCGCACAAGCGUUCGAGAUGCGACAACGAUAGAGGUGAUUACUGGGACCGCAGUUGCGUGUCGCGCGAGUCUGAGGGCAGGCUUAUGUACGAUGACUGA
Messenger RNA from Ascochyta rabiei, 645 nucleotides. RefSeq lists its product as uncharacterized. The record is from RefSeq and is a predicted model, not a curated record. Lineage: Eukaryota; Fungi; Ascomycota; Dothideomycetes; Pleosporales; Didymellaceae. The transcript has 4 exons. Bases 1 to 645 code for a protein of 214 amino acids.